This is a messenger RNA of Clarias gariepinus (North African catfish), 3123 nucleotides long. It is a transcript of the gene cpt2, whose product is annotated as carnitine palmitoyltransferase 2. Lineage: Eukaryota; Metazoa; Chordata; Actinopteri; Siluriformes; Clariidae. Gene Ontology annotation, molecular function: carnitine O-palmitoyltransferase activity. The coding region runs from base 355 to 2361 and encodes 668 amino acids. Gene Ontology annotation, biological process: fatty acid beta-oxidation. The record is from RefSeq and is a predicted model, not a curated record. Gene Ontology annotation, cellular component: mitochondrion. The transcript has 5 exons.
GGAUAAUACAUAUAAUAAUAACCAAACGGGUUGGGGAUUUGUAUCAUAUCCAGAAAGAUUGGAACUGAAUCAGAAGUGAAUUUAAGAUCUUAUGGUGUAUUUAGGACGCUUUUCCUACAACGUGACGAAGUGGUCAAGUUAAUUCAUAUAUGAUUGACCUUACUUCUACAGAUAGCACGUCGCCUAUGCAAAGCUUUGGAUAUUCUGUAUCUAAGAGCACAAAGCGUCAAAUUCCAUUUCUUGAGCAACUGUAAUCUUACAUGCUUUAAAUUAGCAACGGCUAAUCACCAGCAGGUUGCUUUCUCUGGUAACAUUGUCCGUCUCUGCUCGGGAGUCAGCUUUAAAAAAAGAAACAUGGCAUAUUUUCUGUCUUCUCAACUGAAUACAAGACUGAAGCCUCUGACACUGAGGACUACCUCUGCCUGGUCCGCGCUGUCUGCAAAUCAUCGACCAUACAGCAGUAAAUAUGAAGGGUCCGAAUACUUGCAUAGAAGUAUUGUUCCUACUAUGCAUUACCAGAAAAGUUUACCAAGAUUGCCAAUUCCAAAGCUGGAGGUCACAAUACAGAGAUAUUUGGCAGCUCAGAAACCCCUGUUAAAUGAGGAACAGUACAGCAAAACAGAGAAACUUGCUCACGAAUUCCAGAAUGGUGUUGGCAAGCAGUUACACGAGGAGCUUGUGGCUCAGGACAAAGCGAACAAGCACACCAGCUAUAUUUCAGGUCCAUGGUUUGACAUGUACCUGUGUGCCCGUGAAUCAGUGGUUUUAAAUUUUAAUCCUUUCAUGUCAUUCAACCCUGACCCCAAACCUGAGUACAAUAACCAGCUUAUUCGGUCUGCUAACAUGGUGUGUUCUGCGGUUCGUUUUAUGAAGACCCUACGUGCUGGAAUCCUUGAACCAGAGGUCUUUCACCUGAACCCCGCUAAAAGCAACACUGAUUCAUUUAAGAAGUUCAUCCGAUGGGUGCCCUCCUCCAUCUCAUGGUUUGGAGCUUACAUGGUGAAUGCCUAUCCACUGGACAUGUCUCAGUACUUCCGUCUCUUCAACUCUACACGGAUCCCCAAACCCAAUCGGGAUGAGCUUUUCACUGACGAGAAAGGUCGCCAUGUGCUUAUCAUGAGAAGGGGGAAUUUGUAUAUAUUUGAUGCACUGGAUAGGGAUGGUAAUCUGGUGAAACCUACAGAAAUCUUGUCACACCUCAAGUACAUUCUUGCAGACGCAACACCAGCUCCUGCUUUUCCUCUGGGUCUUCUGACGAGCGAGAACAGGGAUGUUUGGACGGGACUAAGAGAAAAGCUUCUUCAAGCAGGUAAUGGUGAGGCUCUUGGUUUAGUGGACAAUGCCCUGUUUUGCCUGUGUCUUGAUGAGGAACAAAUGCGUGAUCAUAUACAUAUCUCCCACAAUAUGCUUCAUGGGGACGGCUGCAACCGCUGGUAUGACAAAUCGUUCAGUAUCAUCAUGGCCAAAGAUGGACAAGCAGCCAUUAAUUUUGAGCACUCUUGGGGUGAUGGUGUGGCUGUCCUCCGUUUCCAAAAUGAAGUCUUCAAAGACACCACAGAGACACCACAGAUCAGUCUUGGUACUCAACCUGCUGCUGUAGAUUCAGCUUCUGCUGUCCGGAAACUGGAAUUUAAGCUAACCCCGGAAUUGGAGCAAGGAAUAAGAAAAGCCAAAGAGAACUUCCAAGCUGCUGUGUCGAAGCUUACUAUUGAUGCCAUGGAGUUUAAGAAAGGGGGGAAAGAGCAGCUGAAAAAGAAAAAGCUUAGCCCUGAUGCUAUUGCACAGCUGGCUUUCCAGAUGGGAUUCCUGCGUCAGUACGGGCAGACCGUAGCUACGUACGAGUCCUGCAGUACUGCAGCUUUCAGACAUGGCCGCACAGAGACCAUCCGGCCUGCCAGUAUAUACACAAAGUGCUGUGCCCAAGCCUUUGUUCAGCAGCCUGGUCAGCACAGCGUGGAGCAGCUCACAGGUUUGCUAAAUGACUGCUCCAAAUACCACGGUCAGCUCACGAAAGAGGCAGCCAUGGGACAAGGAUUUGAUCGGCAUCUUUUUGCCUUACGCUACCUUGCAAAUUCCAAAGGAAUGCCUAUACCAAGUCUGUACCAGGACCCGGCUUAUGCAGCUAUAAACCACAACAUCCUUUCCACCAGUACACUCACUAGUCCUGCUGUCAGCUUGGGUGGCUUUGCUCCCGUCGUCCCAGAUGGCUUUGGAGUAGGCUAUGGUGUCCAUGAUGAUUGGAUCGGUUGCAACGUUUCCAGCUACCCUUCCAGGGAUGUCCAUGAAUUUCUCAGAUGUGUUCACAAGUCCUUGGAGGACAUUUUUACUGUUCUUGAAGGAAAGCCAAUAAAAUCCAGCUAGGGUUUCUAAUGUACCUCAUUAGAGAGAUAUGGGUUUGAGAAAUCAUUAAAAGGACUCAUUUUUGAGUGCACAAAGAUAAAUGUACUCAUCAACGUAAUUUUGUUUGCAGUUGUUUGAGUAGAUCAGCUCCUCUGGACUUUUAUUUUCGCUAGACAAAUGAAUAUUUACUGUUCAUUUUGUGAUGUGUACAUCCUGUUAAAAUCUUUAGCUUUAAGUCAUAAGAAUAGCUCACUUUUUAACCAGUUAAAAGUUAUUUGCAUUGUUAGUGGUGGAAUGGGCCAUGGUUGAUACGUACAGUUCCCUUUCCAAACCACACACUUGUGUGAACUGUGGACAAAACCAUUAGAUUCAGUGUUUAAAACAGAUCUGGGCCUCAUUCCUGAAUAUGAAGAAAUUAUCUGGUGCUCAAAUCCUUAUGCGUGCAGACUCUUAUUUUCACUCGCUUGAACGCUCACCUGCCCGAUCAUGCAGGCAAAAUUCCACCUAGGCAGCGGCUUAAACUUGCAUUAUUUGACACACAGCCAAAAUAUCAGUAGUAGAACUCAAAGUAUGUGCAUCUACAAUUGAUCUUUACCUGACCUUAACUGACCACUUUUUUUUUUGCCCAAGAUGAAAAUAAAUAAUCCCGCCUCCCCAUUCACUUUGGUUCAAAGAAAGGUGAUAAUUCAUGAUUUGUUCAAAUGAAGUAUUAAAAAUAAUAAUCAUGCCUCAUAUAGCACUUACUGUUUCUAGCAAUUGAUUAUUAAAUAAUUGAGAAAAACA